Molecule: messenger RNA, 1617 nt
Organism: Caenorhabditis auriculariae
Lineage: Eukaryota; Metazoa; Nematoda; Chromadorea; Rhabditida; Rhabditidae
Source: the annotation of a GenBank genome assembly
AUGUCUAUACGAAAAGAUAGACGGCAAAUGCACAACAGCCAACGAAAAGUAAAACCAAAAGGUACUUUUCUUUGAAAAUAUUUUACUUGAAUUUCUGUUUUCAGAUGCUUCACAUGUUCAUUGCCCGUCUAUAGGCAAUCUCCAGAAGCAUUUUGGUUCAAAUGAGAAUUUUUUUCUUAUGAAAUGGAUUUUCAGAUAAGGAAUGCUGUGCAUUUUUGAAAUCUCUGAAGGGAAGUCUUAAGUUUUACAAAGGUUUAAUUCUCUUACUUUUCUAUGAAUAAAAAUUUUCAGAACUUGUCGGAAAGUCGAUUGAACCACUGGACAAAAAGUUACGAGCGUUACAUAAAAAGUUGAAGCUUAUAGAUAUGGAAACACGGUCGCUGAGGCACUGGAAGCAAUUCCAUCUCGAUAUCAUCACUCAGUUCAGAGCGCAAUUUGUGUUAAACUUCAUAUGCACACUUCAGCGGUCCCGAGAUUAUCGAAAUGUUUAAUUUAGACGAUUUCCGACCCGUAGAAGAGGUAGUGGAGGUAAAGUGAAUAAAUAAAUAUUAAUUUUUGUUUUUAAGAAUCUUUCUCCUUCUACGAAGAACUAUGUUCAUGAUAACUUGAAGACAUGGCGUUCAUUCCACGACAACAAAAAAAUGGUAGGUGUUCUUCAAAAAGUAUUACCAUGUUGAAAGUAAUUUCCGCGGAAGUCUCACUCUCCAAAAUCUAAUUAUAUUUUUCUUUCUUUGACGGCUAUUUUGGAUUUUACUUUGAACACGGCAUCAUCGAAGUGAUUCCGCGAAAUCCAAUGUAGUUUUCGGCAAAAGAAAAAGAUAAAUAGAUUUUGAAGAGUGAAAGAUAAUUUUGCAUUACGCGGAAAUUAGUUUGAACACGGCUAUGAAACAAUUUUUUCAGGAGACGGGACUAUGAGAAAGAAGUUGAAGAGAUCAAAAUGUUGGAAAAAGAUUAUUCGGAAGAUUUUGAGAAAGACGCGCUUGUGAAAGAGAUCAUUCUGUUCGUAGGUGCUGAGAAUUUCUAUACAUGAGGUUUUAGUCUGUCCGAAAAUCCUCGCGUGAGUGUUAAAAGUUUCAUAUGACCUGAGAGGGAAAAAGAAAGCCCCUUUGUUAAAUAAAAAAACUUCUAUAUAAUUUAUUUUUCUGGAAAUCAGCUGCUCGGCAAAAUUACAUUUUGAAGUUUAGAAGAACGUGAGCUUUUUUCUCUCGAAGACGUCUGCUCACGGAGUCCUGAAGAAUUGAAAGAGUAAGUAAUCAUUUUAUAGAAAAGUCACGAGUUUAGAAUUCUGGAAGGAGCUUUGGCUAGUCUGGAUGCACAAAGGAGCUCUAUGUUGAUGAAGAUUCCUCAAAUGGCCCGACGCAUUUCGACGGAAAAGUGGCACGCCCGCCAUUUUGGUUCCUUUUUUUGAACAUGAAUUGUGAUUUGAUUCUCGAUACAGGAUCUUCGGAAGAAUCCAUUCACAGCACGACGUCUGAAGAAAACUUUUCGGAGACUUCGUCUUUGGCUGGUCAAGAGGACCGAAGCAAAAGCGACGAGCUUUCGAUAAGUGAUGAAGAUGACGUUUCCAGCAGUGAUGAUGAAUCUCUCGAUUUGAAUUCUUUUUUUGACAACAAUUGA